Messenger RNA from Rotaria sp. Silwood1, 1506 nucleotides. The record is from the annotation of a GenBank genome assembly. NCBI's taxonomy places the organism in Eukaryota, Metazoa, Rotifera, Eurotatoria, Philodinida, Philodinidae.
AUGGCUACUGCUUUUUUACCGGAUGAUAACUCUGACAUAAACACCGGUGACCAGUAUUGUGAAAUUUUUUGUCUUAUCUGGCUCGACGCUCGUGCGAACGCUAAAGAUGUUCGAGAUACAGAACAAAAAUUACGUUCUAUAAUUAAUCGUCUGAAGAAGUUUCAAGAUGUGAAGCAAUGCCAAAAAUAUAUUGAACAAAUAUCACAAACUGAACGAGUAGUCAUGAUUGUUAGUGGCCAAUUGGGACAAGAAAUAGUUCCUUUUAUUUACAAAAUUCGACAAGUUAUAUCGAUCUAUGUAUACUGCAUGGAUAAGGAAGGCAACAAAACGUGGAUUGACAAAUUUGCAAAAGUAAAAGAUGUUGUCGGUGACCUUGAUGAACUUAUCUCUCGAAUUAAAGCUGAUCAUAAAAUUCAGAAAAAAGUCGAAGAACCAUUAUCAAUUAAUAUUUUUAGCGCAGGUAAAUCAACAACAGGUUUAAAUGGUCAAUUUGUUUUUUCACAAGUUCUAAUUGAUUGUCUUAUCCGACUGCAAUACACUGAAGCGGAUGAAAAAGAACUCAUUCAUUUUUGUAAACAACAAUAUGAAGGUAAUAGUGUUGAAUUAAGAAAAAUUAGUGAAUUUCAACAAGAUUAUUCAUCUGACAAUGUGUUAUGGUGGUACACACUAGAAUCAUUUUUUUAUAAGACUCUUAAUGCUGCUCUUCGGAUUCCAGAUAUUCAUACCAUUUUUUUAUUUCGUAAAUAUAUUACUGAUAUUCAGCAUCAAUUGAAAAAUAAUCAAGCUACAAAUUUGCUUCGCGUUUAUCGAAGUCAAAUGAUAUCAAGUGAUGAAUUGCAAACUUUGAAAAAAUGUUGUGGUGACUUUAUUUCUAUUAAUUCAUUCUUUUCUACCAGCAUGGACAAACAAAAAGCUCUUUCAUUUCUCAAGGUGCCCGAUGGUACUGAAAAUUUAGAGGCUGUAUUAUUUGAAAUCAAUGCUAAUCCUAAGAUGGCAAUUACAAAACCAUUUGCUGAUAUCAGUGAAUAUAGUGAAUAUGGAGGCGAGUCUGAAGUGCUCUUUAUGCUUGGUUCUAUUUUUCGAUUGGACAGUGUCAAUUGCAACAAGAGUGAUCAAGUAUGGAUCAUCGAAAUGACUUUAUGUAAUGAGGAAGAACAUCGUUUGAAACAAGUUCUCAUGGAUAUGAAACAGCAACUUAGGAGUGGAGAAACAAGUCUUCAAACGCUAGGACGACUACUAUGGGAGAUGAGUAGACUUGACUUGGCUGAAAAAUACUUUAUUCGCUUGUUAGAACAACUUUCACCCAACGAACCGUUACGUUUGGAUUUGUACCAAGAUCUUGCUAAAGUAGCAUCAACGGCCGGUAACUUUGAUAAAAGUAUGGAAUGGCGCGAAAAAGCAGUUGCAUUGAAGAAACAAAAUCCAUUAAUUUCGUCUUCCAGCAUUAGUAGACCAAAGAAUUCUUUUGGUAAGUUGAUUAAGAGAAAGCCUAAUAUCUUGAAAUAG